This is a messenger RNA of Lolium perenne, 827 nucleotides long. RefSeq names its product monothiol glutaredoxin-S3-like. NCBI's taxonomy places the organism in Eukaryota, Viridiplantae, Streptophyta, Magnoliopsida, Poales, Poaceae. The record is from RefSeq and is a predicted model, not a curated record.
AGGACAAGUAGUAGGAUGACCUCACAUUUCAUGGCUCUAUGCACUCUGUCCUAACCCCAACCCAUAUUUCUAGUUCUCAACUCCUCCACAUCCACUCCUCUCCCACACAAGUACACACACCCCAUUCCGCCCUCACCUCGCUGCUCGUCAAACUCAACUGGUCGCGUACGCCGCGCACACGCGCCAACGUCGAACAACAACAUGCAAGAAGCCAGAGGGGCGGCACCGCGGCUGAUGGCGGCGGCCAGCACCGACGACGUCGGCGACGUGCGGAGGACAGUGGAGGAGAAGCCCGUGGUGGUGGUGGGGCUGCGGGGCUGCUGCAUGGUGCACGUGGCCCGGCGCCUGCUCCUGGGGCAGGGCGCCAACCCGGCGGUGCUCGAGGUCGCCGACGACGCCGACCCGGCCGCGCUCGUCGUCGCGCUCCCGUCGUCCAGCGUCAACAGCGCUAAGGGCGUCGUUGAUGCGUACGGCGCGGCGCCGGUUGCUACGAUGGCGGCGACGGCGCGCCACGCGGCGUUCCCGGCGGUGUUCAUCGGGGGCAAGCUGGUGGGCGGGCUCGACCACCUCAUGGCGAUGCACAUCGCCGGCGAGCUCGUGCCGGUCCUGAAGCAGGCCGGAGCUUUGUGGCUCUGAUCCCGUGAUCCGUCCGCAUCAUCUGGUGUUAAUUAAUCAGUUAAUUCCGCCCUAGUUACUAUAGUAAGUUGUGUAAGUUUCGAAUAUGUGCGUGCGGCACAUUUGACAACUCUAGAUUUGUUUUCCUGUUUAUUCUCGAUGUGUCGGCAAUGCCAUCUGAAUUCUAAAAGUAUAGUAGCCUUCCUGAAAAA